Molecule: messenger RNA, 1845 nt
Organism: Effrenium voratum
Lineage: Eukaryota; Dinophyceae; Suessiales; Symbiodiniaceae
Source: the annotation of a GenBank genome assembly
AUGGCACCCUUCGCCACGUCCGCGUGCAAGAAGCCGCGGGCGCAGCGCUUCCCCGGACGGCGAGCGGCGCCUGCGGGACUCGGCGCGACGCCGCAGGUGGCUCUGGCAGGUUCAGCUUUGCAGAAGUUGCCGGACAAGCUCCCUUUGGGCCUCGAGGGGGAGCUGCGUGCAAGGCUUUGCGUGGCACUGGCCACCCGGGAAGAUGAGCGCAUCGCCCGGGAACGGGCGCACGCGACCGCGGUGGAGCCGACGAGAGCUGUGCGCCAGGCGCCAUUGCCUUUGCGGCCCGGGGAAUGGAGCCCCAGGUGGCGGGUGCUGCGUGGCCACGACGCCUUCCCGGGCCAGGAUUUGGGCCGGGUGCCGGUCACCGCUUUGGCCCAGGCCAAGGCCUUCUGCGAGAAGAAGGGUCUGGCCGGGGCAGUGCUCUUCGGAGGCAUGGUGUACCUCCGGGCCCAGACCGCGGAGGCCCUGGUUGCGGCCGCGCAGCCUCAGGAGGGCGCCGACCUGCUGCUCAGGUCUGGGUCUCCAGAUGCCCCGCCGCCGCAUGUGCAGGCCCCUCAGAACGUCGCGAAGAAAAUGCGAGUGGCGGUGCUUGCAACGCAGGACGAGUUUAAUGAGACCUGCCUCUUUGACAUGGGCAUGGUCAGCAACACGGGCAACGGACGACGCUAUGCGGCGCAGGCCCUGCUGCGUGAGCUUCUGACGGCGGACGGGGUGGAACUGGCGGCAGUCCUGGUCUACGACUCGAAGAACGAGACCGGGCGCUGGGCCUUGCCUUUGGAGGGCCCGCAGCGUUUGUCGCUGAGCACCCGCCACGGGCCGCCCGUCACAGCCUGGCGGGGCUCCAUGGGUCAGCUGCUGGGCGCCUGCUGUGGGGAGCUCUUCGUGGAUCUGGCCAUCUCCAUCCAAGCGCGGCGCACCUGCCUGGAGCUGAUGCUGAGGAGCAUCCAGGCCACGAAGUAUGUGGUCAUGGGUCAUGACUACAACUUGCCCUUCGGACCGUGGGGCAUGGAGGUGGAACCUGAUAUGCUUGCGCUGCACAAGUCCUUCAUCCAGGAUCCGCGCGUCACCAUGUUCUGCACCUCCCAGCACUUGCAGCAUUAUGUCGAGCGCUUCUCCGAUGGCAAGGUGAAGACGCGUCUCUGCUACUGCGCGGACUACGGCUACUUCGACGGGCCCAACUUCCCCCCAGAGAAGUGCGAGGGAAAGUAUGUGACCUUCAUCAGCCCCAGCCCUGCCAAGGGUUUGGCCAUUGUGCUCCGGCUUGCACUCAUGUUUCCAGACACGGAGUUCCUGUGCGUGAGCACCGUGUGGACCAAAUCUUUGCACGAAGUUCAGCUGCGAGCUCACCCCAACAUCCGCGUCGUGCCUGGCAGUGACGAUAUCGAUGAGGUGUAUCGGCAGACCGCAGUGCUGGUGAUGCCCUCCCUGUGGUCAGAGUCCUUCGGACUGGUGGCCGUGGAGGCCCAGCUGCGGGGCCUUUGCGUGGUGAGCUCCGACAGCUGCGGGCUGCAAGAGGCCAACUUCCUGGAGGAACUGCGGGUGCCCGUGUCGCUGGUCCACGACUCCAGGACCAGGGAGAUGCUGCGAGGCAUCAGCCUCAGCGCCGCAGAGCUCUCCCUGGAUCCCCUGCGAAAGUGCCGGACAGGCCAGCAGCACAUCCACGACGCCCACUGCCUGAUCGCCAGCGAAGCGGAGGCCUCCGGCUUCGCGGGCUGCCUGCGGCGCCUGGCCGACCCAUCAGAGCGGCGGCGACUCGGGCAGCUCGCGCGCGAGAGGGCACUGCAGCACGUGCACAGCCGCCGGGGCGCCUUCACUCGAAGCCUGCAGGCGGGAGGAGCCUGA